Molecule: messenger RNA, 1059 nt
Organism: Cladophialophora psammophila CBS 110553
Lineage: Eukaryota; Fungi; Ascomycota; Eurotiomycetes; Chaetothyriales; Herpotrichiellaceae
Product: homogentisate 1,2-dioxygenase
Exons: 1
Coding region: 1-1059 (352 amino acids)
Biological process (GO): L-phenylalanine catabolic process
Cellular component (GO): cytoplasm
Molecular function (GO): homogentisate 1,2-dioxygenase activity
Source: RefSeq, a predicted model, not a curated record
AUGACACCCAAUCCUCUGCGGUGGAUGUCUUUUCCCGUGGAACGAGGGGCGGACUGGACAAAGACUGCCCUGCUGGCAUACUCUGGAGACGCAGCCACCAAAACGGGGCUGGCGAUUUAUAUUUACGCAAUCACAGAGGAUAUGAAGACUGCACACGCUUUCUCCUCGCUUGACGGUGAUAUGCUCAUCAUUCCGCAAUCGGGAACAAUCGACGUCCAGACCGAAAUGGGAAACCUUUUGGUACGACAGAACGAAAUUGCAAUGAUUCCCCGAGGAGUCCGUCACCGAGUCACUCUGCCUUACGGCCCUUCGCGGGGAUUCAUCUGUGAGCUGUUCCAAGGACACUUUCGCCUGCCUGAGUUGGGACCCAUCGGAUCAUGCUCAUUAGCGAACAUCCGUGACUUUCAAGUUCCAGUCGCGGCAUUUGAUGGAAAGCUUCAAGCUGGGCGAGCUCUGGGAAACGACAGAAGCUGGACCAUUAUUUCACGAUUAGGCGGAAACUUGUUUAGCUGCACCCAGGAUCAUACUCCUUUCGACGUCGCCGCUUGGAACGGGACGUUUUACCCAUUCAAAUACGACCUUGCACGUUUCUGCGUGCUCGGGAACACCCUGUACGACCACGCCGAUCCCAGUCUAUUCACGGUUCUGACCGCACCCUCUUACCGUGAGCCUGGGACCGCGGUGGUAGAUUUCGCCAUCAUCCCUCCACGUUGGAACGUGAUGGAAGACACUUACUGGUUGCCCUACUAUCACCGAAAUACCAUGGCUGAGUUCUCUGGGGCAAUCAUAACCAGACAGGAUCCCGACUGUCCGUGGAACCAAGGCCUUGAGUUUCAACCUUACGGUGCAGCGUUGAAUUCGGGGAUGGCAUGCCACGGUGCGAACAGCGACGCCCAUCGAGCCGCUGAGGAACAGGAAACGACACCCAAAAAGGUUCAAACCGAAGGCUUCACCAUCUUCUUACUCGAGACCGAGUGUCCCUUGUGGGUUUCCGACUGGGCCGUCGAGUGGAAGGAUGUUUUGAAGACCAGGGAAGCAAAUGCUAAGCCCAGACUGUGA